Amoebophrya sp. A120 is the source of this 1544-nucleotide messenger RNA. Lineage: Eukaryota; Dinophyceae; Syndiniales; Amoebophryaceae. The record is from the annotation of a GenBank genome assembly.
AAACUCCGCAACCCGUGCAUGUUAUAGUGGAAGCUACUCCUACACCUACUUCUCGUUCUCCUGGACCCAGGGGAGCUGGAGGAAUUUUGAUUUCCUCGUCAGCUGAUCCUUAGUUAUCAUCAACAUUUUUCUACAGAAAACUCAUAUUCAAAACCAUGCGGAGCCAGACACGAGGGAAGUCGUGUACUACAGCGCUUUGUUGUAAAAAGAAUUUUAAUACGACGUACUAGUCGGAGCGCGAGCGUGUGUGCUUCAAGAGGAAUUUUUGCAGACGUUCUUUAUCGAGAUGAAAGACAAAGAGAAGUUUGAAAAUCACGCCCAUCAGUUUAAUUAUAGCAGGGUGCGGCUUUUUUUUGUGACCAUCACCAUCCCAGAGCAGCACUUUUGAAGAUUGUUGUGCGACGACUGACGAGCAGACUGCGAUGGAUUGUCGGAAUCCGCGCACGUGGGUGAUCGGGCACCAACUGACGCCGAAGCAAAUGCGAAACUGUCAUGAGUUGACAACGAAAGAGAGACACCAGGCUUCCGAGCCCCAGCCAGUGGCGGAGCGUCAGCAGGGAGUGCUCACCAAUAUCCAUUGAGAUGAAGACAGUGCCGGCGAUGACGUGUUUCUUCCUUUUAUUUGCUGUUGCCUUUCAGUCAUCUCCGUUUCGCAAUCGCAUGAUGCGAAACCGAACGAGUGGAACAAGUUUUGAACACUUUGGCCAUAAAUUAAGUAAUGAAAAACUACCACAGGAGAUGUCUGCGUAGUAGCUGUCUUUGUCUUGUGAGACCACCUCCACACACACUUGAACACGUGUGGCGUAAUCUAUCCAAGGAAGAAUCGGCAUCGUCAGCGCUUCGUCUUUUUGCUCUGAUAUCAGCCAGCAGCAGCCCAAGGACAUCGCAGAGCAGCAAGAUAGAACACUCUACCGCGGCCCCUCCGGAGAGAGCGAGCGGACUGCCGUCUUAUCGCUUGCCAGUGAAGAAAAAUAUCAAGAAUGGCAACGCCAUUUCCGGAUCGGAGAAUCAGAAGCCUCAGCACGAAGGGGAACUCCCGACAGGCACAUCGUCUACAACCAACAUUGGUUCGGGUAAGACCCGCAGGCCGUCUCCUCUGCUUUCGGAACGGGCUGGAGAGGGGGAAGCGGGUUCUGAUUUGCCUUCGUUCUUGCAGCCCGUGAUUUGAGUUCUUCUCUGGCGCCGUUCUUUCGAUCAGCUGCUACCCAACAGGCAAAAUCUCAUCAGUCUGUUGAUCAAAGACGAAACCAGAUUCAUUGCAAAUGAAGUGCGCCACCUUCGGUGCUGUCAGGAAAAAAAAAGUGUGUACGUUCCACGCCAUCUCUAUUCCACACCAUCCAUUUUGCUUUAUUUUUUGCUUUGCCAGUAUUUCUAUUUGUAUUGUUGCUAAUGCUAUGCCUUACCCUUACCACCCCAGCGCUCUCCGCGCCAACGAAAGAAACAAGUCCCCCAGUUGAAGUAAAAUUGGGCUCUCACGCAGUACCGUCAGCUUCAGCUAUUCGCGUUUGACAACAUUUUGCUCAUCCUGAACAUUGACGAAAAAA